AUUGCAAAUUGGCCAGAACAGGUCCUCCAGCCACAAUAGUUCCUAUUGAUGAAGAAAGUCGGAACGGCACUAUCCUGGUUGACAAUAUGCUGAUCAAAGGGACAGCAGGAGGGCCGGACCCCACCAUUGAACUCUCCUUAAAGGACAACGUAGAUUACUGGGUGAUCCUCGAUCCUAUCAGCCAGAUGUUAUACCUAAAUAGCACUGGCCGAAUUCUGGACAGAGACCCACCGAUGUCUAUUCAGUCCAUUGUGGUGCAAGUCCAGUGUGUUAACAAAAAGGUUGGCACCGUUAUCAACCAUGAAGUACGGAUUGUGGUGAGAGACAGGAACGAUAACUCGCCUCGGUUCCAGCAGCAGCGGUACUAUGUGGCAGUAAAUGAGUUAACUCCAGUUGGAACAACCAUCUUUACAGGAUUUUCUGGAAACAAUGGUGCUACUGACAUUGAUGAUGGUCCGAAUGGCCAGAUAGAAUAUGUCAUCCAGUACAAUCCUAAUGACAAGACUUCCAACAGGACCUUUGAUAUUCCACUCACUUUGUCCGGAGCAGUAGUUCUACGGGAAAGACUAAAUUAUGAAGAAAAGACUCGUUAUUUUGUCAUUAUUCAAGCAAAUGACCGAGCCCAAAAUCUGAAUGAGCGAAGGACAAGUACAACCACCCUGACAGUAGACGUGCUUGAUGGGGAUGAUUUGGGACCAAUGUUUCUUCCUUGCGUCUUGGUGAAUAAUACUCGUGACUGUAGACCUCUCACCUACCAAGCAAGCUUGCCAGAACUGACUGAUCCUGCACGUGUGAAUCCCAUCAGUGUCACUCCACCCAUACAAGCCAUAGAUCAGGACCGAAACAUCCAGCCUCCUUCUGAUCGACCGGGCAUCCUCUAUUCCAUCCUAGUUGGUACUCCUGAGGAUUAUCCACACUAUUUCCAUAUGAAUCUCACAACAGCUGUACUCACACUCCUAAAGCCCAUAAACAGGGAUUUGCACCAGAAGUUUGACUUGGUUAUUAAGGCUGAACAAGACAACGGCCAUCCGCUUCCUGCCUUUGCCAAUCUGCAUAUUGAAGUCCUUGAUGAGAACAAUCAGAAGCCUUAUUUCACAAGAUCUACAUAUGAGGGCUUCAUCCUCGAAUCCUCCCCAGUGGGAACGACCGUCUCUGAUAACCACAAUCUGACUUCUCCACUACAAAUCGUAGUGUUGGACAACGAUGUAGAGGAG
Messenger RNA from Phaethon lepturus (White-tailed tropicbird), 1214 nucleotides. Its product is annotated as protocadherin-15-like. Gene Ontology annotation, molecular function: calcium ion binding. Gene Ontology annotation, cellular component: stereocilium; plasma membrane. The record is from RefSeq and is a predicted model, not a curated record. Lineage: Eukaryota; Metazoa; Chordata; Aves; Phaethontiformes; Phaethontidae. Gene Ontology annotation, biological process: inner ear development; sensory perception of sound; homophilic cell-cell adhesion. The transcript has 9 exons. The annotation marks the transcript as partial.